AUGUCAACCCCAGGAGCUGGUCAUGAAUUUCCUAGCCAGGAGGUGUCCUGGCUCAAGCGGGACGCUCUACUCUUUGCCUACAGUAUCGGCUGCAAGGCCGAUGAGCUGCAUUUUCUCUACGAGCUCCAUCCGAACUUUGCGGUCUUUCCCACGUAUCCUAUAAUUCUUCCGUUUAAGCUCACUGAUCAAGAAGUAACGGACUUCUAUGCCCGUUCUGGUGGAUCCCCUAUCCCUGGUGUUCCAAAGUUCGACUAUCGCCGCGUGGUUGACGGCCAGCGCAAGCUCACCAUCCUUAAGCCGUUGCCUCCAACGAGCGAGGGUAGGAAGUUCGAGCUACGCAGCAAGGUCAUUGGAGUUUAUGACAAGGGCAAGCCUGGCACUGUCAUCGAAACAGAACAGACUAUUGUGGAUAAGGAGACAGGCGAGAUCUACUCCAGAACUGUUAGCAGCGGUUUCUUCGUUGGCCAGGGUAACUGGGGUGGACCGAAAGGCCCCAGCAAUGCCAACUACGCCCCACCUGAAGGCAAGCAGCCAGAUGCCGUCCAUGUAGUCCAAACGACUCCGGAGACAGCCCAUCUCUAUCGACUGAACGGAGACUACAAUCCUCUACAUGCUACUCCCGAGCCUGGUGAGAAGAUGGGCUUCGGCGGCGCCAUCGUCCAUGGCCUCUUCAGCUGGAAUUCCGCUGCCCAUGGUGUCCUGCGAGAGCUCGGUGGUAGUGAUCCGAAGAAUCUCAAGGAGAUUCAAGCGCGCUUUGCUUCGCCAGUUAUACCUGGUGACAAGCUUAUCACUGAAAUCUGGAGGACGGGCAGUCUCCAAGAUGGUUAUGAAGAAAUUCGAUUCGUAACCAAGAAUGGUAAGGGCAAGGCGGUCCUGAGCAACGGCCGCUGCCUGAUGAAGGUUACCGGGCCGAAAAGCAAACUAUGA
This is a messenger RNA of Aspergillus luchuensis, 927 nucleotides long. RefSeq names its product putative peroxisomal dehydratase. The record is from RefSeq and is a predicted model, not a curated record. Bases 1 to 927 code for a protein of 308 amino acids. Lineage: Eukaryota; Fungi; Ascomycota; Eurotiomycetes; Eurotiales; Aspergillaceae. The transcript is spliced from 5 exons. Gene Ontology annotation, cellular component: peroxisome.